UCCAUGCUGAGAAGACUUCCUGCAAACUUAACAAAUUGAAUCCUUAAUUGUGGCGUUCUAAUUGAGCCGGAACUAGAAGCCGAUCUUAUUUCAGAUGCAUCAGUUUGGUUCUAAUCGCCUUUAGCCGUCAGCAUUAGCGAACAAGCUGCCCUGCACUUACAAUGUCAAAUGCUCCCGAGGCCACCGCCGCUCCGUCGAAGUCCCUCCAGGCUUUUAAGGACUGCUGGGGCUGCAGGGCCGUCUCAGGAGGGGGUCUGAUUCUGUCUGCGGCGUAUGUGUUCAACGCAGCUAGGAGGGUGAUGAAGCAGGGAGCUCCUACCUCCAUGGGGACGGUGGCACAGCUCACAUUCGCUGCAAGUCUGGCUGCUUGGGGAGCAGUCAUCAUCACCGAUCCGGUUGGAAAGUCGCAUAGGAAGACCACGUGAAUGACGAGCUGCACAUUUUAACGGGACAAAACUCACAUGUGGUCAUGAAGGGCCUGGUCCCGAGCAACAGCAGAGAGACACUUGAAGCAGAUUGCUGACUGGAAUGUCUUCCAUCAUUGAUUUAUAUAUAUAUUUUUUGGCUAUGUAAAUAGUCACUGUACGGGAGCUUUGCAUUCGACAUACAGCUGUGAUGAUAGCUGUGUGGUCAUCUCGACAACAAAUAGAGCAAGACAAGAUACUGCCAGAACAAUGAUUGGUCUUGUCCUCUAUCGAGAGAAUGCAGUUUUGAAUCUCAGUUGGUGACACAAGAAGUAAAUGCAGAGUUUACUGUACUAAAACUGACAUAAAUACAGCAUUAGACAUAAAAUAUUCUCUAAAUAGCUGUAUUUCCAAAGGCAAUAUUGACAGGAUUCGCAAUAGAUGUUGGUAAAAAUCCAUUCAGUCCAUGCAAAGAAAUCAAACCACAGCUGUCCAUAAAUUGUCUAACGAAAUGAAAUGUAAGAGAACAAGUGCUUUUAAAUGCUUAUUAAAAUGUGUUUAAAGCUUGA
This is a messenger RNA of Xiphophorus couchianus (Monterrey platyfish), 973 nucleotides long. RefSeq names its product distal membrane-arm assembly complex protein 1. The coding region runs from base 162 to 425 and encodes 87 amino acids. Lineage: Eukaryota; Metazoa; Chordata; Actinopteri; Cyprinodontiformes; Poeciliidae. The record is from RefSeq and is a predicted model, not a curated record. The transcript has 2 exons.